Messenger RNA from Eurypyga helias (sunbittern), 656 nucleotides. It is a transcript of the gene CCK, whose product is annotated as cholecystokinin. NCBI's taxonomy places the organism in Eukaryota, Metazoa, Chordata, Aves, Eurypygiformes, Eurypygidae. The transcript has 2 exons. Gene Ontology annotation, molecular function: neuropeptide hormone activity. The record is from RefSeq and is a predicted model, not a curated record. The coding region runs from base 6 to 398 and encodes 130 amino acids. Gene Ontology annotation, cellular component: extracellular region; axon. Gene Ontology annotation, biological process: digestion.
CAGCGAUGUACAGCGGCAUAUGCAUCUGCGUGUUCCUUGCUGUGCUCUCAGCCAGCUCUUUCGGGCAGCAAACCGUGGGCUCGCGCAAUGGGAAUCCGCUGGCUGCUGAGCUCGAGCGGAGCCUGACAGAAAACCACCGGCACGUCCGCGCCCCCUCGUCGGCCGGCCCGCUGAAAUCGGUGCCGCGGCUGGAUGGAAACAUUGACCAAAGGGCUAACCUCGGCGCCUUGUUGGCCAAGUAUCUCCAGCAAGCCAGAAAAGGUCCCGCUGGAAGGUUCUCAGUUAUGGGGAACAGGGUACAGAGCAUUGAUCCUACGCACAGGAUAAAUGACAGAGACUACAUGGGCUGGAUGGAUUUUGGACGCCGCAGUGCUGAAGAAUACGAGUACUCUUCCUAAACAACAGCAAACUAUAGCAACAGGAAAAAAAAAAAGAAUCACACUCCCAUGUCUGUACAGAAAGAGAAAGAUUAAUUUGUUGUCCUCUUCAAAUCAGUGUUUUAAACUAUACCAUGUAUUUGAUGUAAAUUUGUCUGUAAGACUAUACAAUGCAAUAUAUACAUAUGCAGAAUUUUCCAGAAAAUGUUUUCUUUCUUUUGUGGUUUCUCAUACAUUGAUAAUGUAUUAAAAUGAUUUCACUUAUCCCUUCCUGUCCUG